Molecule: messenger RNA, 7311 nt
Organism: Drosophila melanogaster (fruit fly)
Lineage: Eukaryota; Metazoa; Arthropoda; Insecta; Diptera; Drosophilidae
Gene: Doa
Product: darkener of apricot
Exons: 12
Coding region: 144-6281 (2045 amino acids)
Cellular component (GO): nucleus; cytosol; cytoplasm
Molecular function (GO): transferase activity; ATP binding; protein serine/threonine kinase activity
Source: RefSeq, marked reviewed
AUUGAAAUCUACGUUUGUUGGCUGUGUGUCGCCGCCACUGCUGCCAUAUAAACCAUAUAAACUACAUAUUGUCGUCGCUUCGUCUUCGUCGUGUAACGAAAGAAAGCUGACAAUCAACCGAAAAGUUCACCACACCCCUUGGAAUGUCCAACGAACUUAGCGAACUGAUCGCCCUUGGCUGUCCAGACCUCGCGGCGCAAAAGCCGCAGGGCGGUAGCACCCAGGUGGAGUUGAUCCUCAAUACUGAGCGCCGCCUGAGCAUAAAGCAGAUGACGGCCACGGAUUUGGCCACACUUAGGGCAGCAGCAGCCGCAGAAGCGGAGGCCAGAUCUCGAGCACAGGCGGAGGCGGAAGCUCUAGCAAUUGCCCAGGAACAGUUUCGUCAGGCCCGCGAGGCCGAGUCCAAGGCCAGAGCACGUGCUGCCCUCGAGGUGCAGGCUCAGCUGCAGCGGGUGAUGGAGAGCGAGAAACGCAGGCAACAGGAAGAGGAGGAACGGCGCAUCAGGCAACAGGCAGAGGAGGAGCAGGAGGAUGAUGAAGACGACGACAACGAUGAGGAAGAGGAACUAACCAAGGGUUCCCUUCCAACCAAUUCAGGUCCAAGAGAACGCAUUGCUUCGCUACCCUGCAACAUAGAUGAUGCCAUGGAGAUGCACCUUCUUAACGUUUCGCAGCCGAAGGCCUCUUCCAAAGAUGACUCACCGCCUAAGAAGAGUACCUCUCACAUAGCUGACUCGAUUGAGCUGCUGAGAAUGCAGCGAGCUGCUCGGGAUGCCCGUUCCCACAAUCGUAGUCGAGAGCGUUCCAUUUCGCCAGAUCGUAAUCGCGAAAGGAGCGCUGCUCCAGAUCGCCUCCAGAGUUCUGCCAGCAUGAGCAGCUUGGACUCGGCCAGUGCAUCGGCAUCCAGACAACCUAGCAAGGCAGGCAGUCGACGUGGUAGCACCACGAGUGCCACCGGUGUGGAACCACCACUUAUGGCAGCACCUCCACAGCCUACCAAAUUUCCACUCACUAAGACGGUGUCAGCGCCUAACAUGGACCGGCGGCGGAGCAGUCUGACAUCACUCUUUCCUGGGCCAUCGCCAUUGGUGGCACCCGAACCAUCUCUGCACACUAAUCCCGAUCCAAGGGUUCAAGAACAGAUUGAAGAGGAUCGUCGUCGGCGGCGAAUGGACGAUGGUUACCGUGAGAUACCCAGUGGAAAAAUGGUGCAUCGAACGAAGACACCGCCACCAGUGGGCACUAACCUUGGAGUGAGCCUCAAGCGGGUGACAGCGCCCAGUGGAUCGAUAACCAUCAAGCCCAAGGAAUCGCCCAUGCUGGGAGUCGUCCUGCGUAGAGUGGAGAAAAAAACUGUACCGCAAAAGAGCAUUCUAGACGACGAUAAACCACUGUACCACUUCUCCAUUGUGCGCAGCGACCACAAGGAACACGUGCCUGCUCAGAAACCAAAACCCAAGCCUGCUCCUCCAGCUGCUAAACCAAGUCCCGGUGGCAUCCUUACUGGACCCCAAGUAAUUCGAAACGCUCCCAAGCAACCUGUGCCCGUCAAGCCACAGCGUCCUAUGCCCGGCGUUCCCAUCACUAUCACCAAGAUCGAGGGCGACAAGAUUAUCAUCAUCAAGAAGAUCAUUGUGCCUAAGAACAGUAAGAUACCGGAGCAGUAUCUGCAGAUGAGUGAAGAUGCCGGCAAGCCAGCAAAUACAGUGCCCUCAGCGGUAUCCUCCUCCGCAGCCCCAUCGCCAAGCCUAAGAACAAAAGAGGAAUCCCAGCCAGCUAUGCAGAAACCUACGCCGCCGCCGGCCAGUGGCCAGCAGUUCUUUCAGGUGGUCUCCCCGCAGUUCGCCUCUGUGCUAUCAUCCAGCAUCCCGGAGAGCAAGUGUGCGGUGCGUUCUCCCAUAUCGUCGCCACUAGCAAUCCGGAAGAGUCGUCCACCUCUGCUGCCGUCGAGUCCAAAGUCCACUCCUCCACUACCGCGGAAACAUCACCCUUUGGCUUACAACGCGGCAACUGGAACAAUCAGCAGUGCCUCUGGAGCAGCGUUGCCUUCCCGGUUAAUGGCCACCAUUGCCUCCAGCCCGGCUUCUAGUAUAUCGCUGUCCUCCUGUAGUUCACCUUCAUCAUCUCCACCACCGCCAGUACCAUGUCGAGCUCCUAAGAAUGCCAGUAGACCUGUUGCUGUGACUGCUGCUCCACCUCCAUCCACCUCGAACGAAAUCAGUUUGGACAAGUUGCUGCAACAGCAGCAGGAGCUAGAGGAGAAAUCCGCGGCAGCCACAAACAGCGCAAAAAUGGAUGCAAACUUCUACGAUGCCGAGAUUGAGAUGAUGAACAAGUAUCUUAAGAGUCUGCCUGACUACAGCGAACUGGACAGGAAGCUGCACCAGGAGUUCCAGGAGUGCGAGGAUCUCUAUGACAAGAUCAAGCGUCAGCAGCAGCCGCUGGCCAAGUCCAAUUCGCAGCAAUCGGUCACGAAGGCAGUAGGACCAGGAGUGCCUGCGAUCUCCUCCGGCUUAUCAAAGUCUUCUUCAAUUAACUUCGCCCAGAAUCCCAGCAGUCGUGGAGCUGCUCCGCGUUUGGCCUAUCCUUCGAUAUUUUCCCAGGCUGCAGGCGAACCCAAGCUGCAGCGCAGCAUUUCAAGUUCUAAUAUGCCUAUAAGUGCACCUAAUUCAAUGCGUCCGCUGCCCACCAAGAAUGGCCUGCAAAGUGGCUCCAAUCUGUCCCUUAACAAACAGUUGAUGAACGAAUUCUGGAGCGAAAAUCUAACCAGUUCUCAGAAGCGGCAAACACCUAAGCGAACCUUUUGGAACUACGAGAAGAUCUGCGGUGCCCAGUUGGGCGAUGCAGGACAACCCUUUAAGGUGGAUGCAAAGACUGCCAAAAAAUUGGCUAUAUUUGAUCCCACAGUUGCGGAGGCCGCUCAGAAGGAGCUGCAGCGACCUCAGCAGUCACAGGUGCCCCAAAAUCAGCCCCACAAACUGCAGAAAAAUGCAUCUUUGUCGCACCUGGAUCUCAAGGUGCGUCAGGCGGUGACCAAGGACGAUCUCUAUAAGUUGAUCUGCAACGAGCAAUCGCCGUUGGCAGGAUCGAAUUUUGUGAGUAGAGUGCCUGUGAAGCAGCAAUUUCCAGCACAGCAGCAACAGGUGCUUCCAAAGAGCAUGUCCAUGACGCAUGUGCCGGGUGGUGGUCAACCCAUGGGAGCUCCAUUGCUGCGAACUUCUAGUCGAACUCAUAUACCCAGCUACAUGAAGAAUCUACCAUCUUUGAGCAGGAGCACAUCAAACUCUGCAAUACUCAUGACCCAACCGCGAAAGGAACCUCCACCAAAGGAACCACUGAAAGCUCCAGCUCCACUUCCUGCCAUAGCUGCACCGACGGUGGGCAAACCAAGUGGUGUCCUAAAGAGCUCCAGCAGUUCCUGUGUCCCCUCACCGCGUUGUGCCGCUGCCUUCUUUCGCCGACCUCAAGAAGCUAACAAUCCUCAGCAGCAACAUCACCAGCCACUUCAGAAACCGCAGCAAGUGGCGCCAAUUGAGGAAUCCGGACCUGGUGAUUCCGCAUCUCUGGAACGAAAAUCGGAGAAGAGCAAUAGCACGUUAAGCACAAGCAGCUUUACGGUGACCAACUGUUGCACCACCCACCUGCCGCAGCUCUCCAAGUUCACCUCAUCGUUCCAUAUUGCCCCCACCACAGCAACAACCACAGCCGCUACAGCAACGCCGACCCCAACAGGAGCUGCAACAACAAGCGAUCAGCAGCAACAAAGUGGCGGAACACCGGCGAUGGUGGCUGCCAAUUUGGAGGUGCCAACAUCGUCAUCGUCAUCAGCGGCCACAAAGCGCCAGAAAGAUGUUGACAACAAGCUAGAAAAAUGCUUGAACGACAUGCUAAAGUUGAAGACCAGCAGCAACAACAACAGCACUAGUAACAGCAAUAAUAAUGCAAUCAUGUCGCAUUCGCUGACGGGCGAGCACAAAGACCCGAAGACUGCACUCGAAGGCCCCACGAGCAGCAGCAGCAGCAGCAGCAGCAAGUACAUAGGUGAAUCUCAGAUCCCCGUGCCAGUUCAGCUGUACGAUCCGCAGAAGCCGUUGCUGCAGCAACAGCAGCAGCAACAAAGGAUCUGCUAUCCCAUAGGCAAAUCUAACUCUACCUCUCAGCUACCCAUGGGCGGCUAUCAGCGAUUGCUGCAACAUCAGCAGCAACAACAUCACCAACAGCAACAGCAGCAACAUCAGGAACAGCAGCAGUAUCCGCAGCACAAGCGACCCUUCCUCAACUGGAAUAGCUUUGCAUGUUCCGCCAUGAACGGAGCGAGUGAUCCCUUCAUGCAGCAGCAACACAUGCCUGCCCACCAGCAACAGCAGCAUCUGCCACACAAGCUGCAGCAAUCAUACUCCUCGUCUCAUGUGCCCAAGCAGGCGCCCAAAUCGGGACUGGCCAUGUUUCUGCAGAAGAACACCAACAAGGAGAACAAGUUUGGCCAGCCGAUGCAGCAGCAGCCACCCGGCAUGAUGCCCCAGAUGUAUGGAUACCAGGCGCCCCAGCAGCAAUCCAAGAUAGGCUAUCCCCGCACAGGUGCCCCACUGACGCACUCGGCCUCCUUCAGCUCCGCCCAAAGGCCGACGGCCCUGCAGUUCCACCAGCAACAUCAGCAGCAGCAGCAUCUGCAGCAACAGCAGCAACACCCCCAGCAGCAACAACAUCAGCAUUCCAGCUUUGGGGUGGGCAUGAUGAGUAGGAAUUACUAUAAUAUGCCCAAGCAGCCCGAGCGCAAGCCGCUGCAGACCUUUGAUCCGUAUGCCUAUCCCAAGCCGAAUCAGAUGCAGCCGGUCAAGUACCAGCAGCAGCAACAGCAUCCGCAUACGCAGUUUCAGAAUGCUUCCGCUGGAGGAGGCGGUGGCGGUGCUGCUGGGCUUCAAUACGAUCCAAAUACAAAUACGCAAUUGUUUUACGCGUCGCCGGCGUCAUCGUCAUCGAACAAGCAACCGCAACAACCGCAACAGCAACAGCAGCAGCAGCAGUCCCAGCUACAACAAAGCAAUUCUGUCAUAUUCAAUCACUCGGGCCAGCAACACCAACCACAUCAACAGCAGCAGAAUGAAAUGUCCAAGUCCGCAUUGGGGCUGCACUUCAUCGAGACAGCAAAGCCCGUCAUUCAAGAUGAUGCUGAUGGUCACUUAAUUUACCACACCGGAGACAUUCUCCAUCACAGAUAUAAGAUCAUGGCCACACUGGGCGAGGGAACUUUUGGACGUGUGGUCAAGGUCAAAGAUAUGGAGCGUGAUUACUGCAUGGCUUUAAAGAUUAUUAAGAACGUGGAAAAGUACCGCGAAGCUGCCAAGCUGGAAAUAAAUGCUUUGGAAAAGAUUGCCCAAAAGGAUCCGCAUUGUGAUCAUUUGUGCGUCAAAAUGAUUGACUGGUUUGAUUAUCAUGGACACAUGUGUAUAGUUUUUGAAAUGUUGGGGCUCAGUGUUUUCGAUUUUUUGCGAGAGAACAACUAUGAGCCAUACCCGCUGGACCAAGUGCGCCAUAUGGCCUAUCAAUUAUGCUACUCUGUGAAAUUUCUACAUGACAAUCGUUUAACGCACACAGAUCUCAAGCCGGAGAACAUACUCUUCGUCGACUCGGAUUAUACUUCUCACUAUAAUCAUAAGAUUAACCGCGAGGUGCGCCGCGUCAAGAAUACGGACGUUCGCCUAAUCGACUUCGGGUCGGCCACCUUCGACCACGAGCACCACAGCACAAUUGUCUCGACGCGACAUUACCGCGCGCCAGAGGUCAUACUGGAGCUGGGGUGGUCACAGCCGUGUGACGUUUGGUCCAUUGGGUGCAUCUUGUUCGAACUGUAUCUGGGAAUCACGCUCUUCCAAACGCACGACAAUCGCGAACACUUGGCCAUGAUGGAGCGAAUCUUGGGACAAAUACCAUAUCGCAUGGCACGCAAUCAUACUCUUUAUAGCAAAACCAAAACAAAGUACUUCUAUCAUGGUAAGUUAGAUUGGGAUGAGAAGUCCAGUGCGGGUCGCUACGUCCGUGAUCACUGCAAGCCGUUGUUCCUGUGCCAGCUGAGCGACAGCGAGGACCACUGUGAGCUCUUCAGUCUGAUCAAGAAGAUGCUGGAGUACGAGCCGUCGUCACGCAUCACGUUAGGUGAGGCCCUGCAUCAUCCGUUCUUUGAUAGGCUGCCACCACACCAUCGAGUAGGUGAGGUCAGCAACAAGCAGCCCCUUUCGUCGGGCAGCAGCAGCCGCGAACGAUCGCAUAGCCUCUCCAGAUGAGAAUUACAGCGAUUUGGUUAUUGUUGACAGACAGCGCUAAUUAAGUACUCACUCAUGCAAACAUACACUCAAGGCAGUCGUCCAGCAACGUCUUGCACCCGACUCGUAGAGUAGACCAGCAACUUUACGACGAACCCUAUUUUAAGAGCAAAAGUCUUAUUUUAAAUUUUUGAACUUGACUUGUAUAGAUGUUUAUUAUACAAAAAUCCAUUGAUCCCUUUUGAUCCUUUGUUUCCAAAUACUUCGAGCACAUGUUGCUGUGCAUUAUAUUUAGAGCUGUGUAGCGCCAUGCUGCGCUUGUGCAUUGUACCAUACCCGCCAACAGUGUUUGUUCUGUAAUGAUAACCAAAUCGUGUAUAUUAUUGAAAGUGCGGUGCGUCUUCCCGACACCAGAACCUAAUUGUAAAUGUCUUGCAUUGUGCACACCCCAAGGUGGAGGAGACUAAUUGAACCGACUGCAAACCGAUAAUUGGAAUAUACAAAUGUAGUUGUAAAAUAAGAAAGUCGCUUAAGCGCUAGUUGGAAUGCAUCCCCAUGUCUACACCUGUCACUGAACCGGGAGCCGACUAAUUUGUAAUUAAUGCACCAUUUCGAGAGCGUGAACUGAAAGCUAAUGCAAGCCAUUAUGUACACCGCCCACGAAUGUACGGAUUAUUGUAAAUGUAAAGAGCAAUUGUUAUGCCACCAUGUGUACACUUCAGCGAUCGCAGCGCAUUUUGUGUAAAUUCAGUAGCAGCCCCAGAGUCAUCUCUCUUAGAAUACGUUUUCAAAUGUGUAGAACCGUUGCCGGCCUGUUUUGUUCGUUUUCGUUUACAACCGAAUAUCGAAAGAUCAACCCAUUUACACAUUGCUACACACAAAGUAUAAUUGAAUAUACUUAUACAUACUUAAUUCAAAUGAUUGUGAGUUAGUUUAAUAUUACAUAAAUAUUAAUUAUAAAUUACAUUAUUUGCAAUUUAACCCGAUCAACCAGCAUAUAAGAUAAAAACCAAUAUUGUCAAGUUAUUAAAAAGUGAAAUAAAUCUUAAAU